AUGCCUCGAAGAAUCCUGAACAAAGCAAUAGAUAGACUGAACAAAGUUGUGACUCAAUUAAAUAUCGCGUUGACACUUGCUGAGGAUAGAAUCCAAGACUUUGAAGUCACUGACAACAAAUCUGAAGUAUAUCGGCUGAUCAAAGUAAGCAUACUAGCACUUGACAAUCGUAUCUCAAACUUACAAAAGGCCUGCGACGAAGUCAGAAAUUAUGCCGAUGUUCUGGACGCAGAGUUUACGGAAACUGAAGAAAUCGAACUCAAAUUACUAGAGAGGUUUAGUUCGAUCAAUUUAUUCCUGACAGAAAACAAGCCAGCGAAGCAAGAAAUACAUCCAGUCCCACAACUUGGUCAACACGAAGUAAAUCAACAACCAAUCCCUCCAGAUGAUCAACAAGCACCGGUCCAACAGCUCGUACUGCCGCCGACACCUCAAGUCGUACCGCCGCCGACACCUCAAGUCGUACCGCCGCCGACACCUCAAGUCGCACUGCCGCCGACACCUCAAGUCGCACUGCCGCCGACACCUCAAGUCGCACUGCCGCCGACACCUCAAAUCGUGCUGCCGCCGACACCUCAAGUCGCGCCCCCAGUACCGACGUUUCAAGUCGCGUUUCAACCACCUGUACAACAGUUCGAUCAACCCGCUAAUGCACCAGUGCCUCAAGUAGAAGUUACACAAAAUAACUUUUUGAACAAUUCAAUUCCAACAGCUCAUAUUUCAGGUAUGAAUCCACAAUACACUCAAUUUAAUUCUGUUCAAUUGCCACGUAUUGAUUUGCCCGUCUAUUCAGGCGAGUAUACGGGGUGGGCUGAAUUUUGGGAUAUGUUCAAUGCUGCUGUAGGUUUAAAUCCACAACUUAGUCCUAUAAUCAAAUUUGCUUAUUUGAAAAGGUCGUUAGAGGGGGAGGCUCUAGAAGUAAUAACCGGCUUAGAUCUUACUAUAGUAAAUUACAGUUUGGCACUCCAGCUUUUGACCGAACGAUUCGGCCAGCCACAUCAAAUUAUCGCUGCUCACAUGCGUGCAUUACGCACAGCAGACGCACCCAAUUAUGAUGCCAAUUCUUUACGGAAAUAUCAUGAUACCCUGGAAAAGCACAUCAGGGCACUUCGUUUAUUAGGUGUACCAGAGGCGGGCUAUGAGAAACUCCUCAUACCCAUGAUACUGGAUACAUUCCCAAUUCAAUUUCAACAAAGUUUAGCGCGAUCCAACCCAAGCGGGGAAUGGACAUUAGUCACACUCAGUCAGCACAUGUUACACGAGGUUAAAAUCCUCGCCAUAGGACAGGUAGAUUACGACACAAACCCUUCAGCAAUACAUGCUUUCACCCAGAGUACACAUGACUCAACACAGUUCAAGUCCAAACGAUAUGGGCGUCGUAAUUACAAUAAUACUGACAAAUCUUACAGUGGUACCACAUAUUCUGAUCAACAGAAACAAAACCAUGUCACACAAACUGAUCACACUCAUGGUAGAACACAAAUUGGUGACAGAACCCCACAUUGCAUAUACUGCAAAGGCAAGCAUUACACCACAAAUUGUACAAAUAUUUCAACUAGGAAGGAUCGAGUCGAAUUUAUUACCCAAAAUAAACGAUGCUUUAAUUGUUUGGGAAAGCACAUGUUGUCUCAAUGUAAGUCGCAUUUCACUUGCCGUGUUUGUAAGAGUAAACAUCAUACGUCAAUUCAUUUUGAUAAAUCUGGAACUGCGCAAACAAAUUCAACGAAUUCUAGCACGGCAAACUCGCAUUUUUCACAUUCAGCAAAUACUGGUGAACAAUCGCGUUUUACCGGGAGUGACUCAAAAAUUAACUCUGACAGUCCGCGACGCGCAAUGCUUCAAACCGCACGAGUUAGUACGCAUUUUCGAGGUACUAACUGUGUUGCUACCCUUCUAUUUGACAAUGGCAGUGAUAGAAGCUUUGUCACAAACUCUUUCGCACGUAAACUAGGUGUAAUCCCAAAUUAUAACGAAUUAUUGAGUCUGAAUUCGUUCUCCAAUCCGCGUUCCGGUGUGCAGUCCAUACCGAGAACCACGCUGUCACUACAAAGCAAAGGUGGCAUUAAAUCCCCGAUCGAUGUACUGAUGGUCGACUGUAUUUCCGAGGGAUUGGAGAACACUGUAACUUACGAUAUUGCACGUUUGCCACAUUUGAGAGGUCUAUCGUUGGCCUAUCCGCCGUCAAAUCGAUCCACAUUAAACAUCGAUAUUCUGAUAGGCGCCGAUCACUAUUGGGAUUUUGUUACACACAACUCACACAUAGUUAGGGGCAAACCAAACGCUAUACCGACUGUCUUUGGGUACCUAUUGUCAGGGCCUUUCACUACACACAACAGGACAAACAAAACAAAUUCAUUCACCAUUGCUUCUAUCAGAGCACAUGACAGUGUAAUGGAUAAAAUGAUUGCUAGUUACUGGGACCUGGAGUCAGUGGGUGUUAAAGAUACGAUUACAAGACGACAGGCACUCAACAUUACACAUGAACAACAAUACAAAGAAUAUACCGAAAAAUCCAAAAUUGAAAAUAAUAUUUCGACCCCAAAAGUGUCCGAGAAAUGUGCCCAGUGUCCGACCACUGGUACGAGUGACACCGUUAGCGAUCGACCGCUACUUUGUACGCCCCCAAGUCAAUCCAGAGGACAUGUCAAUUCGGAGAACGAAAUUAGUCCUCAUUUCCAUAAAUCAGCAGAAGAUUUCAUAAAAACUGCUGAAACAGUGUCAGGAGAUAUCAUCGAUACAAACCGCGAACCUCCUGAGCUACAAAACUCCAAAAUUAAUGAUCAGAUCGUUUCGUUACAUGUCGCCUCUGAAUCUGACAAUUUACUCGGCCACCAUUUUGAACUUCACAAUGAGCCAAACAUCGCACCGAAGGAGAUUAUUCACGCAACUGAAUCAAACUCAGAACCUAGUCUUGAAAAGAUUAUCGAUAUUCGCCGUUUCAACGAUCUACAUCGUCUGUUGAAAGCAACUGCUUAUAUAUUUCGUUUCAUUUCGAAACUCAAAUCCAAAUUGAACCACACUCCGAGUAAUUUGUCAAGUAGCCCUGAGUACAGUCCUUAUUCAUUCAGAUCAACAGCAAUCAAAGCCAUUAAGCAAUCAAAAUAUAAGUGGGCAUUUAAUGCCUUGAUUAACAACAGUAAGGUAGCAAAAAAUGCUUUCCAUUCUGUCGUUUAUGAUUUAGUGAAGCGAGAAGUUUGGCGUUAUUGCAAGGGAGAAAGGCUAACUUCCAGAUUGGUAACGCUUGAAAAUCUGGAAAAAUUUGAUUGGAAAGAUGUGGUAAAUGAAGUCAAAAACCUACUUCCAACUGUCUACCACACAUUAUCAUCUUUGUUGACAACACGAAAAUCAGAGCAACACGGAAUUUUGAAAGCCAAUGGAAAAUCUGGUCCAUUAGCAGCGCAGUUUGGAUCUAUGGUAUCUAUAGGAUUGCAUAUCAGAAAACCAAGAAAAUUUAAAUUCCUUGCUUCCGUAAAUGCAGUGGAGAUGUGGCGAUGUGGAUGUAGUGAAAGGCUUUUCCAGUGUUUCAGCAAUAUGGGGAUAAGCUUGACAAAGGCUGGAGGCAGGGGAGUUGUUGACAGGCUAAGGGCUGGUUAUGAUAAGGAAAUUCUUCUUUGGAAAGAAGAAAUAGCAUCAAAGUUACAGCCAGCUCAAAAUGCAGUAUCAAAUGUAGCCCGUCAACUAUUCAGUGAUACAUGCAACAUACAAUUUGACAGUGACAGUUGGAGUUCUGAUGCUGAUACCAGCUUUGAAGAAAUGACAUUACAGUGUGGGCUAGAUGUUGACACUGGUCAUGGUGGUAGAAGUGGUGAUACUGGUUAUGGUACUACAGCUGGUUACACUGGUCCAAGUGGUGACAUUGGUCACGGUACUACAGUUGGUUACACUGGUCCAAGUGGUGACAUUGGUCACGGUUCCACAGUUGGUUACACUGGUCCAAGUGGUGACAUUGGUCACGGUUCCACAGUUGGUUACACUGGUCCAAGUGGUGACAUUGAUCACGGUUCUACAGUUGGUUACACUGGGCCAAGUGGUGACAUUGGUCACGGUUCCACAGUUGGUUACGCUGGUCCAAGUGGUGACAUUGGUCACGGUUCUACAGUUGGUUACACUGGUCCAAGUGGUGACAUUGGUCACGGUUCUACAGUUGGUUACACUGGUCCAAGUGGUGACAUUGGUCACGGUUCCACAGUUGGUUACACUUGUCCAAGUGGUGACAUUGGUCACGGUUCCACAGUUGGUUACACUGGUCCAAGUGGUGACAUUGGUCACGGUUCCACAGUUGGUUACACUGGUCCAAGUGGUGACAUUGGUCACGGUUCUACAGUUGGUUACACUGGUCCAAGUGGUGACAUUGGUCACGGUUCCACAGUUAGUUACACUGGUCCAAGUGGUGACAUUAGUCACGGUUACACAGUUGGUUACACUGGUCCAAGUGGUGACAUUAGUCACGGUUCCACAGUUGGUUACACUGGUCCAAGUGGUGACAUUGGUCACGGUUCCACAGUUGGUUACACUGGUCCAAGUGGUGACAUUGGUCACGGUUCUACAGUUGGUUACACUGGUCCAAGUGGUGACAUCGGUCACGGUUCUACAGUUAGUUACACUGGUCCAAGUGGUGACAUUGGUCACGGUUCUACAGUUAGUUACACUGAUCCAAGUGGUGACAUUGGUCACGGUUCUACAGUUGGUUACACUGGUCCAAGUUGUGACAUUGGUCACGGUUCCACAGUUGGUUACACUGGUCCAAGUGGUGACAUUGGUCACGGUUCCACAGUUGGUUACACUGGUACAAGUGGUGACAUUGGUCACGGUUCUACAGUUGGUUACACUGGUCCAAGUGGUGACAUUGGUCACGGUUCCACAGUUGGUUACACUGGUCCAAGUGGUGAUAUUGGUCACGGUUCUACAGCUGGUUACACUGGUCCAAGUGGUACAGGGUGUGAUAUUGAUAUAAUUGAAAUGGAAAUAUCUGAAACAUCUCAAGUUAGGAAAAAUCCAGGUUAUUCACUGGCAUGGGAUAAUGUUCAGAUACAGAGUACUGCUCAUUAUCAAUCCACUACUAAUCAGAACAAAAUGCUGAUGUGGGCUAAUGCCUAUGCUGCAAAAAAUAGAAUAUCUUACUCUCAUGAAGAAGAUAAAACCACAGUCAGUGCAAAAGACCUUUCAUUCCAGAUCUAUAUUCCAUCACAGAGAAUGAUAGAUUCACACAGAAAAAGAAUGAAAACUAUUGUUUCCAGAAUAAUUUGUGAAAACCUUUCUCACUUCAAUAAAUAUUAUUCUGACUGCGUAGAAGUCCAUAUUGAACAUGAAUAUUCUGAGGAAUCAGCUAAAAGAAGUGAACUGGUAAACCUGGGAGUGAUUCAAGAAAAUCCUUCUUCUCUAUCUGGUGUAAUAGCCAUAUUGGACCAUCUUUAUACAUAUGUUCCUGUUAAUGGUGAUCAAACACAUGUUUUAAUGUGUCAUGGUGAUGGAUUGAGUGUGGAAAGGCACAUUGAUGCUCAUAGAACCCGGGCUGGAUGCACAACAACAAAGGGAAGACUACAAGGACUGGAACCUGUUUCACAGGAGUUCCACAAAAGGGGUAUUAUCUUGCAAGACAUCAUGAAUGAGUUUUUCCUUGGGAAAAGUGCGUCAAAUAGAGGGACCUUGACUCACAUCAAAAACAAAUUUAGACAUCGAAAUGUCAAGAAGAAAGUAAUGGAUUCCUUCAACCAUGUAGCAAACUUCCUAUCAUUUGUGACAUCUGGCUUGGUUUGCCUUCUUGUUAUGAAGAAACUUGGUUUGUCUUCAUUAAAAGGAAAGCCAGGAAAUUCUGUAUACAAUGGCACCAUUGAGGAGAGAACAGAGUUUCUUGACCAACUCGCCAAUGAAGUUGUUGAUGAAGUGUGGUUAAUGAAAGACACGUCAGUACUAGAAGAUAUUGUUACAGGUACAGGUAGUGAUGCAGGUGGUGAUGGUUGUUUUAAUGCAACUGGUGAUAAUGAUGUAGGUGAUGAUUCUGGUAUACAUGAAGAGGAGGAGGAAGAGGAAGAGGACUACCCAUACUGUUUAUGUGGAGAAGAUAUUGGAGGUAUGAUGGUUGAAUGCUGUAAUGGUGGAUGUGGUAAUGGAGAUUGGUUUCACUUAAAAUGUGUAGAACUGACUGAACACACAGUGCCUGCAGAUGAUGCAGAUUGGUUUUGUUCAGAGACAUGUUCAGCACAAAAACUACCACGUACAACAGCAUCCUGCUGUUGCAAGAACAGAAAUCAUGAUCAUGUACAGACUUAUACUUGCGCCUUGUUGUGGCGUUGCCUUAGUGAUUUGACAAGGAGGGAUGCAAUCAGAGAAAAUGAUGGGGAAGCAAUGCUGGACCACUGGACAUUUGACAUGUUAGAUUUCUGGGAAAGAAAUCAUAAUAAAUACAUGAUUCUAGGGCACAGGCUAAUUGCAGGCGUUCAUGGAUGGCUACCAAAGAGAUUGGCACAUGACCUUGUUUGGAAUCGCACAAUUAAUAUACAUGGAGGCGCAGGCAGAAACAUUGGGAUGGACCUGGGAACUGAGUUUCUCAAUAAUGAAUUCAAAGAUACAUUGAAGAAUUCACGAGGCCGCUAUACAGACAAGCAGGUAGCCAGAAUGAGCCAGAUGGUUGGUAGCUUGGGUCAAGCACUUGGUAAUCUAUAUCAGCACAAAGUAGCCAAUACACAUGUUGCCACAUCUCAAGGUGGGAAAUCAAGUUAUAAAGCUGAUAUAAAAAAAUUUGUGAAAGAAUAUAAAGCAGAUAAAUUAUUUGAUGUGAUACCGGGCAGACAGCAUGCCGCAUUUCCUGGAUAUCACCUAGAUACCACAGUAAAAAGGCCACAAGCUUUCAUCAAACGCUUAACAAAGUAUACAACUAAGCUGGAAAAUUAUAGGGAAAAUUUGCCUCAACAAUAA
Saccoglossus kowalevskii is the source of this 6915-nucleotide messenger RNA. RefSeq lists its product as uncharacterized. NCBI's taxonomy places the organism in Eukaryota, Metazoa, Hemichordata, Enteropneusta, Harrimaniidae. The record is from RefSeq and is a predicted model, not a curated record.